Molecule: messenger RNA, 1167 nt
Organism: Aspergillus calidoustus
Lineage: Eukaryota; Fungi; Ascomycota; Eurotiomycetes; Eurotiales; Aspergillaceae
Source: the annotation of a GenBank genome assembly
AUGAAGCUGCUGACGCUCACCUCCUUCCUCUUUGGUGUGUUCCUCUUCCUCUCCCCCGCUCUUGCCCAAGACACCACUUCCUCCGAGGAGGAAGAGACUCCAACAUCCACUGGCACCGCCCCUACGUCUUCGCCAACGCUCUCCUCGCUCGCGGACACUGCAACCGAGCAUGGCGCCGGGCGAUUCGGCCAACUAUUCGUGAACAACCUUGCGGGCAACGCCCCCCGAGCCCGAACCGUCUUUGCCCCGCCAGAUGAUUCCUUCCGUCACCGUCUCAUUCGACAGGCAGACGUCACUGCGCAGUAUCUCUACCAGGGUUCAGAUCAACUCCUUACUGCCGCGGAUCUCCGUGGGUUUACCGGUAGUCUUAUCGGUACCUUGGGCAGUGAGUCUACCCUUGGCGGCCGCGGUCAAGCAGUCCUAUCUCAGGGGCAACGGGCUUCUGGUGGCGCCUGCAAUGGCACUUCCCCGAUUGAACUCUUCAGUGGGCUUGGAAACAGUAUCACCAUUCUAGAAGAGGACAUUGAGUUUGAGGGUGGAAUUCUCCACAUCGUCAGCGGCCAAUUCACUCAGCCCAGCCCCUUGAUCGAGUCCCUCCGCGCGGUCUCCGAGACCACAACCCUCGCCUCGUACAUCUCCGGUCACGCCAGCCUCGAGUCGAGUAACUCCAUCACCGUCUUCGCUCCAUCAAAUGCUGCUCUGGCUUCCACCUACGGUUCUGACACUACCAUCUCAGAGUCCGAGGCAACUGCACUUGUCGACUCGCACGUUGUCCUCAACUUUGCCGCCUACUCGCCCUUCUUGGUCAAUGGGGCACGCUUCCGGACGAUUGAUGGCGUUGAUGCCGUCGUGAACACCCGACCAGACGGCUCAAUUGUGCUCAACGAUGACAUCAAUGUCAUCAAGACGGACAUUGUGGUGCAGAAUGGCGUCGUGCAUAUCAUUGACCGUCCGAUCUCGCCAGGCUCCGAUACCGAAAUCCAGACUACUGGCACUGACACGGGCACCGAAACUGAAAGUGAGACUUUGCCCGAUGGGCCCAACCAGUCCGAUACAGACACCGGCACCAUCUUCACUGGUGCCUCUCCGCACCGGCCGGAUAUGGACCGACGCAGCGUGCUCGGUCCGCUGGCCGCCAUUGUUGGUGGUGCCAGGCUGUGGUACUAG